CAACUUACACACACUUAAUACAGUGUAUAAAGGCAUGCAUGCGUUUAACAAACCGCGGUUUUAACCGGUUGUGCAGCAAACAGCGGCUUGGUCAAUAAAUAAAGCGAGACUAGCAGAGGAGUUAAAAUUAGCCCGAGUGUAGAAGGGCAAAGCUAGCAUAGCAUAGCAUAGCAUAACAUAGCGCUUCGGCUAAUAACAGUUAGCUGUCCUGUUAUAUGAGCUUGCAAGCACUGCAUAAAGCCGGAAAAAAGAGUACUCGGUUGUUCUGGUACUAGUUGUCUAUUUAGAGUAGUUUAGUCUUUAUAAUGUAAACAUUAUGACUUUUAUUUACAGUUUUGUGUUUGUAGCUUGCGUUGCUUGGCACUUUCUUCACUGACUAUACAGGAACCAAAACAAAGCGUCUUGCUCAAGGAAAAAUACACAACAGAUGAUGUGAUGCCAAAAGAGCAGGCUGGACUUUAAAAUAAAUGUUUUUGAUUAUUAAUAGUCAGUGUGUGAAAAGGAGCAAUCAGGAUACCUUUUUAUUAUCUAGCGUUAACUACAGACUAUUUGCUAGCUAGCUAGCUUUAAAGGCUGUUUUAAAUAAGGUUAUAUGAUAGAAAAGGACAACACAGUUCCUCCUUGCUCAGAAGGCUACACAUACUGGAAAUUGCUUUUUUUUUAAUGUAAAAUGCAUUUACAAUCAUAGCACUUAGAUACACAGAAGGUUACAUCUGCACUGCAUCAAGAUUGUGGAGUUUCAAAUGCUGAGCCAUGGAUGACGAGGACAGCCAGGAUGAGCUGAUCAACAAGAACAUCUCCCAUGGAAAAGGCAAAAGACCUACCACAUCUAUUCUCUCUGAUGAAGAGGAAGAUGGUGACGACUCACAUGAGGAAGGUACAGAUAGUGAGGAAGAUGAUGCUUCCCAUGAUGGAGAAGAUGAAGGUGGUGAGGAAGAGGACGAGGAAGAUGAGAGUGAUCAAGAAGAUGGUGAACAGGAGCUGGAGGGAGCGGUAGGGACAGAACCGACUGAUCUUGGGCUGAGCUCAGAUGAAGAUGCUGAGAAAUGCCCUAUCUGUCUCAACUCCUUCCAUGAGCAGCCAGUAGCUACGCCCCAGAACUGUGAACACUACUUCUGUCUGGACUGCAUUCUGGAGUGGGCCAAGAAUGCCAACUCUUGUCCCAUUGACCGCAUAGUGUUCAGUAACAUCCUACUGAGAAAAUGCUACGGAGGAAAAGUCCAGAAGAUGAUUACAGUUCAGAGGCCAGUGACACAGGAACAAGAGGAGCCGGUGAAUGUGGAUCUGGAGCAGACCAGCUGUGAGGUGUGUGGAGGGACAGACAGAGAAGAUCGUCUGCUGCUCUGUGACGGCUGUGAUUCUGGGUACCAUAUGGAGUGUUUAACACCACCCUUGGAUGCUGUGCCUGUUGAGGAGUGGUUUUGCCCAGAAUGUGCACCAAACACCCGCAACAGAAGGGUUGAGAGGUUGAGUGAGGAGGAGAGCAGUGCUCUUCCUACCACCAGCCGCUCUCGGCCAGCAGGCUCCCAACCCUUACGUGCAAUUGCACGGACGCAGCACAGCGAGAGGGUCCGAGCCAACGUCAACAGACACCGUAUCACACAGGCACGCACUGCUGCACAGCUUGCACCUCAGUACCUGAUGCGGUCCACCUGGCUGGAUGAGACCAUCAAUGCUGUAGUUGCUGGACUUAACACAGCCGUGUAUGUGAGGGACUUAACUCCCCGGCCAAGAGCUCGCAGGAGACGCAAGAGAGCACCAAGAAAGAAAACCGUAAAAGAAGGGAAGGACAUUAAAGGUAAAACCUCAACCACGAAGGUGAAAAGGCGGAAGCGUAAAGUGAGGAGAACGAAGUUAAGAAAAAAAGCGGUGGUCAAAAAGAAGACCACAUCUCAGGGCCGCAUUGCGCAGAGUCUGGGCCUGAAGAAACCCAGCCGCAGCUCUUCUGUCCCCUCCGUGUAUCGCCCGUGUGAGCAAACACUGGGCAGCAUGAGAGCGGACAUCGGGGCAGCCUCCCUCUCCAUUUAUGGAGACCCCUUUGAUCUCGAUCCCUUUGAUAAUGGGGAUGAGGAGAUGGAGCAGGCUCCAGUUCAGCCCUCUUUGUUGGAAGCUAAACGGCGGGGUUUGUCCCGCUCUGCUCUGCGCUCACACCAGCCUGUGGCCAGACCCAUACUUGCUGGUUUUUCCAGGCGAGGGCACAGUAUCCCUCAGGUGGAAGAGAUAGCCGAGGCUGCACCAGUCCCAGACUUGCUGGGAAGUAUCCUCAGCGGCCAAAGCUUGCUGCUGAUGGACAGCUCCGAUGUGGUUAUCAACAGAGAUGGCUCUCUCAAAGCCCCCAAACCAGCCUGUUUGUCAUCUCCAAGGAGCAGCAUCUCGGGAAGCUCUGCUUUAGAACGGACACCUUCCACAGGAGCAGCUAACUUUCACUCCAGCAGAGAGCCUGCACCUUCCUCCAGCCCUUUAACAAACUCAUCACACAGCUCAUUACAGCCCACUCCUGCCCCUGUAACGCUCUCAACAUCCUGCCCACCCACUUCCCAUGCACCUACUUCUGUUCUUGAACAUCCACGCUUACCUACGCUUCUUCCACGCAGGCCAAAUCCCACAAACUCAACUGGAGCUGGACACAGUCAGUGGGGCACCUGUAGCACCAGAGGCCAACCCCCAGCAAAGGUUACAAAUGGAGCUCCUGACUCUAAUAUUGGAGAGAGGCGAAGUACCACAAAUGUCCCUGCAAAAAAGCCUCCCCCCAAGCCAGUAUGGGUGGAUGUGUCUGUGUUGCCAAGAAUACCAAAGAUUAAAAGAGAAAACAGUUCUGUGGCAAAUGGCAGCACUGGGAGCAAUAACAACAACUUGCCAGAAUCUUCCAUGACGAGUUUAGCAGGUGACAAAGGCCGGCAGAGUUCAGUUGACCAACAGGGAGCAAGUGAAAGCAGGCAGAGUAGGCCAAUAGAUGGCCAGAGGCAGAGACUGGAUAGAGCUGUGCCUUCAUCUUCUUUUUCUAACUCUUUCUCUACUCCAUCAACCUCUGCUAGUGUAACAUCAGAUUCACAACUGUCCUCUUCUUCUGCUAUUAGUUUUCGCAUUAGCAGCAGUGGCAACCCAUGGCAUGCUCGGCGGCUUUCUGCGCCUGAUCAAGCCCUGCCUGCAAAAGAUAAGGGAUCUGUGAAGAGAAACGAGAAAGAUAAACAGAUGUUGCUGUCAUCUUAUUCCCAGGCUAAAAAGACCUCUGUGGAGAGUGAGGUCUAUGAUCCCUUUAAUCCCACAGGAUCUGAUGCCUCAGACUCUGAAGAUGAGAAUGAGAAUGACAAGACAGAAAUGAUUCUGCAAAGCCCUCCACCCACGGUACAAACUGUGGGGCAAGAUGCUGAAAAUGAAAUUAAAACAGAGUCCAUGGACUUGGAUUUGCCUGUGGAUCAUGAAAUAUCUGGAAUGAAAGUGCAAGUUAAACAGGAGCCAGCCUCUCCCAAGGAUGACUCGUGGUCAUCUCCUUCUCAUCAGCCAGCCACCCUGCUUGCAACUCGGUCUGAGAGUCUUGCCGCUCUUGGGGCAUACAGUGGAAGCCCUGUGGUCUCUGAUGCUGAGGACAGUGGAAAUUCUGAGGGUCAGUUAACAAAGGCUCUGGAUCGUUCCAGAUCUAGCUCAUCCUCCAGUCAUCACAGUGACCAGAAGGUCAAGAUAGAGGUAAAGUCUGAACCAGAUUUUGAACCUGUGAAAUCCAUGUCUCCAGUUGUGUCUCAGGUAACCAAAGGAAAUGGGUUUAUACAUGAACUGUCAUCCGUAUCAGGACGUUCUGAUGUAAAUCACAAGAGCAAGGAGAAAGAAAUAAGAUCACCAUGUGCCAGUUCAGGAGAGGAGAAGAGGUCACAGUGUGCUUCCAGCAGUCCUCCUUUCAAAGCCUCUGAACGGUCUGAUAAACAGAAGAAACCCUCACAGUCCGAAGACAGAAGGCGAUCACGUUCUAGAUCUCCACGCCGAAGGCGAUCUCGCUCAAGAUCUAGAGAGCGAAGUCACUUACGAGACAGGAGGCGCUCGACUCGCUCCAGCAGCAGUGAAAGCUCAAGGAAGAGAAGAAGAAAGCAUGAGAGCCAUGACCGUUAUGACAGCAGGGAGAGCGAGGGACAGAAAAGGUCCAAGAAGAAAAGAUACUCUCACUCACGGUCAAGAUCUCGAUCUAGAUCUAGAUCUAGAUCCAGAUCAAGGUCAAACUCCAAAGAGAGGAGGAGAGAACGAACGUUUUCACAUAGGUCUUCCUCCAGUUUAAGGGAUAGAAAUGAAAUAAGAUCAAGAAGGAAAAGGUCUAGAUCAACUUCUAGAGAGCGGAGACGGAGAGAGAAUGUUUCAGAAGGCCCUCGCCACAGAGAACAGCACACUGACAAAAGUGUAGUUUCCACUUGUGCUGAGGAAAAGGAGCCAACUGGUAGUAUAGACAGAAAUGCACUCUUACUGAAGGAGUCACAGAAAGGACAAAAUGAAUGUGACACUACACUUUCACUGGUUUCAAUUAAAAAGGAGACUGAUUCCAGUGGUCAAGAGAAUUCACAAUUAAUUGAAGAGUCUGGAAAGCAAAUUUCAGAGGAUGUUCUUUCGAUUAGUGUGUCACACAAACCACAUAAAUCCAAACCUAUUGAAAUCAAAGAAGAAAAAGACUCCCCACUUAAUAAGAUUAAAGAGUCCCAGCUACUAAAAGAUCAACUGCCAAAACAGGUCAAAGUAGAGCAGAUUUGGCCUGAUGAUGAGGAUUCCUGCAGUGAUGAUGAUGCUCUUGUGAUUAAUUUAUCUUCACCUGGCCCUGCUCCCGCGGAUUGUGAAAAGAUGACUGACUGUGAAUCUACAAGCCUGCCUGUGGUGCCAAAGGUGGAGAUGGAGGUAGAACCUCUGCAAGUAUCAUGUCCAGUAAAACAAGAACCAAUGGACUCUUCAGAUGAAGAGAUCAAUGUCGAUUAUUUGAUUGACAACUUGGACUUCAUUAAGAAGGAGAUGAAGGAUGAGCCAGUAACUAAUGCUGCAGGUGCCGUGGAGCCCCAGGCUGAUAUGGGCAAGGAGUCAGCAGGGGUCAAACAGGAGAUGGAGUCAGUGUUAGUAAUGGCAGGCACCAAAGCCAAAUCACAGGGUAAACGCGUCACCUGGAAUAUACAGGAGCCAGUGGUGUCCCAGCCAGACAAAAUGAGCAAGCUUGCACUAUUCAAAUUGAAACUGAAGCAGGAAGGGUCCCGUAAGACUGUCUCAUCCUCCUCCAUGCAGAUCACUGGCCAGGUGGCAGCCGCUGUCCAGGAUGGAUCCAAAUCAGCCGCCGCGAGUAUCAAUUCUCCAGCACUGGAAGGGAGGUCAAACGCUGGCCAGGAGAAAUCCAAAUCUCGCAAAGAGGAGCUGUUGCAGAAUCCUGAUCAGAAAGACAAGUACAUGAAGAAGCUUCAUAUGCAGGAACGGGCCAUAGAGGAGGUGAAACUGGCCAUCAAACCCUUUUAUCAGAAAAGGGACAUAACAAAGGAGGAGUACAAAGAGAUCUUACGGAAGGCUGUCCAGAAGGUGUGUCACAGCAAGAGUGGUGAAAUUAAUCCAGUGAAGGUAGCCAACCUGGUAAAGGCAUAUGUAGAUAAGUACAAACAUGCCAGGAAACAUCGUAAAGCAGAGGAGAAGCAGAGUGCUGAAGGCCCCAAAGAUUCCGAGACUCCUGGCUGAUACCACAGUGUAGCUGCUAAUCAGUAAACUUAAAGGGCUGCACAGUUGCAUAAUAAAUGUAGUUCAUUGUAUUCUUUGUGCAGAGGUUCUCGCCUCUGUGAAACUACGCAAGAAAGGAACUAGUGAUCUGGGGUGAACAAAACCAUUUUACAGUGUGGAUGUGUACCAGAAGUAUGGUAUGCUCUCUAGCAUAUUAGUACACUAUUGUUAAUGAUGGUAUAGUUUUUUUUUUUUUUUUUUUUUUUUUUUUUUUUUUUUUUUUUUUUUUUUUUUAAAUCUUGUCGAAGUCGACAGGAUCUUUUUGAAAUGUUUGAUAGACAUUGUUACCAAGCUGAAAUUGAAAUUGCACCACUGAGGCUGCUCUUUUUUCAUAGUUUUGGUUUGCCAAUGUUACGGCAUAUUGUACUGCUGUCGUUAAAACUUUGAGAACUGGAAAAAAUUGACCUUUUCAGAAUAACAGUUGUUCAAUAUAACAGUAUUUAGAUAUUAAUAGUAUAGAUGUAUAUUUAGCACACUGGGGCUUGUUAUAGAUUUAAAUCUGAAAAUUUACACACCGUUUUCGUCAGUAAAAUGUGUGAUUGUACAGGAUGCCUCAUAUGGCCAAUAUUCAGACUAGCAUCAGGAUGACUGUGUGGCAUGGCAUUUCCUGAUCACAAUGGAAAAAAGGCUUACCUAAUUUUCCAUUGUGGAAAAUCUGCAAAGAAUUUUUUUUUAAAUAUUAUCACUGGAGAGACUAUUACACUGUUAACUUCAGUUCAAAGAAGCUGAGCUCCAGUGUCCAGUCUGUCAGCAGCUGUUUUUAAACUCAUAUCACCAUCCCAAUUAAUCUAUUUUUUUGGCAUUAAUUUUAACAGAUUCUUUUAAGCAACUAUACAGAAGACUUUAUGUACAUAUUCAAAGAUUUGAAUAUUGUAUCAUGACUCAAACGAAAUUUCAGUUAAACUGAAAAAAUCUUUUUUCUUCUUUAUAUACUUAAGCCAUAUAGAAAAUGUUUAACAACUGAUAUGACAGUGAUGUAUUUAGAUUAAUUGGAUAUAAAUCAUCUUCAUUAAUUGUUUUUCCCUCAUUGUAUCUGUUGAAUAUUGCCCGAGAGUUGAUUUGCCAAUGAUAUAUUUAUGUUUUUGUACAGAGAUUUUAAGUGUAGGAGAAUAUAGAGACUGGUGCUGCAGUGCAUCAUAGGAAUAAAGCUUCUUGAACGUUAUUCCCAUAAAACACGUGACAGAUUUGUCUUUGGGACAGGGGAAGGAUCUUUUUAACAAGGUGCUUUUGUUAUUCUUUUCUUUGUGUUCAUUUACUUUUAGCAUCAGUAAUUUGGAAUUGGUGAAAAUUAUGGCAGAGUGUGUAUUCAUAUCGUUUUAUUUGUUCAUGAUUAACUCUGCAUUUAAAGACAAAAUCGGUAUAUUAGGCUUGUAGAAGCAGGAAAUAAUGUUUUCAUAGUUGCUGAAGGCAGAUUGUUGAUAAUCCUACUUGGGUGAAAUGUGCUGCCUUAUUACUGAAUUAUACUUGAUUCUCAUUGUGAACUGGAGAAUCCAUUCUGUUGAUUUGUAAAUACCUUUCUUUAACAAUUUAUUUAAUAAAAGUGAAAACAAAA
Messenger RNA from Pangasianodon hypophthalmus (striped catfish), 7273 nucleotides. RefSeq names its product PHD and ring finger domains 1 (gene phrf1). Lineage: Eukaryota; Metazoa; Chordata; Actinopteri; Siluriformes; Pangasiidae. Bases 754 to 5682 code for a protein of 1642 amino acids. The record is from RefSeq and is a predicted model, not a curated record. The transcript is spliced from 18 exons.